Molecule: messenger RNA, 747 nt
Organism: Penicillium lagena
Lineage: Eukaryota; Fungi; Ascomycota; Eurotiomycetes; Eurotiales; Aspergillaceae
Product: putative exosome complex subunit Rrp46
Exons: 2
Coding region: 1-747 (248 amino acids)
Biological process (GO): rRNA catabolic process; nuclear mRNA surveillance; poly(A)-dependent snoRNA 3'-end processing
Cellular component (GO): nucleolus; cytoplasmic exosome (RNase complex); nuclear exosome (RNase complex)
Source: RefSeq, a predicted model, not a curated record
AUGGUCGGGCCGACAGCUUCUCUCGCUCCCCUUCAUCGAGCCGAUGGCUCAUCAUCCUACACGUGCCCUACGACCGGCUAUGAACUGCUGGGCACCGUCAAUGCCCCCAUCGAGCUCCCCGCACGCCGCGAUACCUUGAAGCCCGAGGAAGCCACCGUAGAGGUGUUUGUUAAGCCCGGCACCACCACCGCCGGGGUUGGCGAGCGAUAUGUCGAGGGCAUUCUGCGGAGUGUCCUUGCGACGGUCAUUCUCGGUCGUGAGAAGGGAUUCCCUCGGCGCGGCGUCGUGAUCACAUUGGCCAUUGUCGGUGGUGAGAAUGUGGAACGUGGUGACUCGUAUUUGACCCUUCUACCGGCCCUCUUGCACACUUCCCUGCUCUCCCUUUUGUCCGCGACCGUGCCCCUUUCCAUGACUUUCUCCGCGACUUUGCUCGGCGUGACAAAAUCCGGCAUCAUCAUCUCCGACCCUUCUCCGGCCGAUGCGAAAGCAAUGGCCUCGCUCCACGCGCUCGCCUUUUCAUCGAAGGGCCAUCUUUUGCUCAACGAGAGUCAAGGACGAUUCGACUUUGAUACAUGGGAAGCCGUUCGUCAAAAAGGCCUCGGCAUCUGCCAGAGCACUGCGGGAAGUGUCGAUGGGGAUGUCUCUAUGGACGAGGGAGCAGAUAGCGCACAGUUACACGGCUUCGUGCGUGAGACAGUUGAGGACCAAGUGCACCGAGACUACGCAUGGAAGGUCGAUGCCGUUUGA